AUGGUUUCCCAGGGCUCCUCACCCUCCCUCCUGGAGGCCCUGAGCAGCGACUUCCUGGCCUGUAAAAUCUGCCUGGAACAACUGCGGGUGCCCAAAACGCUGCCCUGCCUGCACACCUACUGCCAGGACUGCCUGGCACAGCUGGCCGAGGGCGGCCACCUCCGAUGCCCCGAGUGCCGUGAGUCUGUGCCCGUGCCGCCCGCGGGCGUGGCCGCCUUCAAGACCAACUUCUUUGUCAACGGACUCCUGGAUUUGGUGAAGGCCCGGGCCGGCGGCGACCUGCGGGCAGGGAAGCCGGCCUGUGCCCUGUGCCCCCUGAUGGGGGGCGCCAGCGCCGGGGGGCCAGCCACUGCCCGCUGCCUGGACUGUGCCGACGACCUGUGCCAGGCCUGUGCCGACGGGCACCGGUGCACCCGGCAGACCCACAGCCACCGGGUGGUGGACCUGGUGGGUUACAGGGCGGGGUGGUACGACGAGGAGGCCCGGGAGCGCCAGGCGGCCCAGUGCCCCCAGCACCCCGGGGAGGCCCUGCGCUUCCUGUGCCAGCCGUGUUCCCAGCUGCUGUGCCGAGAGUGUCGCCUGGACCCUCACCUGGACCACCCCUGCCUGCCCCUGGCUGAGGCUGUGCGCGCCCGGAGGCCAGGCCUCGAGGAGCUGCUGGCUGGCGUGGACAGCAACCUGGCCGAGCUGGAGGCCACCCGGCUGGCCGAAAAGGAAGCCUUGGCCCGGCUGCGGGAGCAGGCGGCCAAGGUAGUCAUGCAGGUGGAGGAGGCGGCCGAGGGGGUCCUCAGGGCCCUCCUGGCCCAGAAGCAGGAGGUGCUUGGGCAGCUGCGGGCCCACGUAGAGGCUGCCGAGGAGGCUGCUCGGGAGCGGCUGGGGGAGCUGGAGGGCCGGGAGCAGGUGGCCAGGGAGGCGGCUGCGUUUGCCCGUCGGGUGCUCAGCCUGGGGCGCGAGGCUGAGAUCCUCUCUCUGGAGGGGGCGAUCGCCCAGCGGCUCCGGCAGCUGCAGGGCUGUCCCUGGGUGCCUGGGCCCGCUCCCUGCCAGCUGCCCCAGCUGGAACUGCAUCCCGGGCUCCUGGACAAGAACUGCCACCUGCUGAGGCUCUCCUUUGAGGAGCAGCAGCUGCUGAAGGACAGCAGGAAGGAUGGAGCCCGAAGCCCGGGAGGUGACGCAGCCCAGCCCCAGAGCAGGGAUGGAGUGCAGACCCCAAAUCAGGACAGAGCGCAGACACCCCAAGAAGAUGAAGCCCAGCCCCUCAAGGCGGAGAGAGCUGAGACGCCCCAGGAAGAUGGAGCCAAGACCCCCAAAGAGGGCAGACCCCAGACACCCCAAGAAGAUGGAGGAACCCAGGCCGCAAGGGGCGGCAGAUCCAACAAGAAGAGGAAGUUCAAAGGCAGACUCAAGUCCGUCUCCCGGGAGCCCAGCCCCGCCCCCGGGCCAAACCUGGAGGGCUCCGGCCUCCUGCCCAGGCCCAUCUUUUUCUGCAGCUUCCCCACGCGGAUGCCGGGGGACAAGCGCGCCCCCCGGAUCACUGGGCUCUGUCCCUUUGGCUCCCGGGAGAUCCUGGUGGCCGAUGAGCAGAACAGGGCCCUGAAGCGCUUCUCUCUCAAUGGCGACUACAGGGGCGCGGUGCCCGUGCCCGAGGGCUGCUCCCCAUGCAGCGUGGCCGCCCUGCAGGACGCCGUGGCCUUCUCAGCGGCCGCGCGGCUCUAUCUCAUCAACCACAACGGCGAGGUGCAGUGGCGCCGGGCGCUGAGCCUCUGCCAGGCCAGCCACGCCGUGGCCGCCAUGCCGAGCGGGGACCGGGUAGCGGUCAGCGUGUCCGGCCACGUGGAGGUGUACAACAUGGAAGGCAGCCUGGCCACACGGUUCAUCCCUGGGGGCAAGGCCAACCGGGGCCUGCGGGCGCUGGUGUUCCUGACCACCAGCCCCCAGGGCCAUUUUGUAGGGUCUGAUUGGCAGCAGAAUAGCUUGGUGGUCUGUGAUGGGCUGGGUCAGGUGGUUGGGGAGUACCGGGGACCUGGCCUGCACGGCUGCCAGCCGGGCUCCGUAUCCGUGGAUAAGAAAGGCUACAUCUUUCUGACCCUUCGCGAGGUCAACAAGGUAGUGAUCCUCGAUCCGAAGGGCGCGCUGCUUGGCGACUUCCUGACGGCCUAUCACGGCCUGGAAAAGCCCCGGGUGACCACCAUGGUGGACGGCAGGUACCUGGUCGUGUCCCUCAGUAACGGGACCAUCCAUGUCUUUCGGGUCCGCCCUCUUGACAGUUAA
This is a messenger RNA of Rangifer tarandus platyrhynchus (Svalbard reindeer), 2268 nucleotides long. The record is from the annotation of a GenBank genome assembly. Lineage: Eukaryota; Metazoa; Chordata; Mammalia; Artiodactyla; Cervidae.